AUGGAAGGAGGAGAAAAUGAUUAUGGAUUUUCAUUAACAACAUUCAGUCCCAGCGGAAAAUUAGUUCAAAUUGAAUAUGCUCUUAAUGCUAUUUCUGCUGGUUCAACUAGUGUAGGUAUUAAAGCUAAAGAUGGAAUUGUAUUAGCAGUAGAAAAAUCAUUACCACCAAUGUAUAUAAGUGAGUCAAUACAAAAAAUUAAUCAUUUAUGUGAUAGCGUUGGAAUGGUAAGUAGUGGAAUGGGACCUGAUGCUCGAGUAUUAGUAAAAAAAGGAAGAAAAGAAGGACAAAAGUAUUGGUUAGAAUAUCAAGAAGAUAUAAAUUGUUCAAUGAUGACAAGAAAGUUAGCAUAUUUAAUGCAAGAAUAUACUCAAAAAGGAGGUGUUAGACCUUUUGGAGUUAGUGUAUUAGUUGCAGGAUUUGAUGGUAAAGUACCACGUUUAUACCAAGUUGAUCCAAGUGGAUCAUUUUGGACUUGGAAAGCCACAGCACUUGGAAAGAAUAUGACAUCAGUCAAGACAUUCUUAGAAAAACGAUAUCACGAUGAUAUUGAAUUAGAAGAUGCUAUUCAUACUGCUAUUUUAGCAUUAAAAGAGGGAUUUGAAGGAGAAAUGAAUGAACAUAAUAUUGAAAUUGGAAUUUGUACAAAAGAAAAUGGAUUUAAAGUGUUAACUCCAUCAGAAAUCAGAGAUUAUUUGGAUAUUGCCAAUUAA
Entamoeba dispar SAW760 is the source of this 711-nucleotide messenger RNA. Its product is annotated as proteasome subunit alpha type-2-A, putative. Bases 1 to 711 code for a protein of 236 amino acids. The transcript has a single exon. Gene Ontology annotation, cellular component: proteasome core complex, alpha-subunit complex; proteasome core complex. Gene Ontology annotation, biological process: ubiquitin-dependent protein catabolic process. Lineage: Eukaryota; Evosea; Mastigamoebida; Endamoebidae. The record is from RefSeq and is a predicted model, not a curated record.